GUCAAAAUAAUUGUACGCGGAGGGCAUAAUAAAAUUAAUAAAAAUUCAUAAUACAAAUAGCCAUAAUCAUUUAAUCAUGGAGUGAUGUGGAUUAAUUUCGUUAGCAAAGUGUUUCUUAGAUGAGGACCAUGUUAUUGCUACAUUAAACUUGGUGUAUAACACAGUUAGGAGCAUAUAUCAGACAGCCGAGGAAAACAAAGCAUUAUUCCCUGUAGAGUGCAGUAGUAUAUUAUGCUUAAAAUGUUUUCCAAAGGUUUAAGAAGUAAGGAUACUUUUCUGGAGCAGACAAAAGCUGCCCGCGAAGAGCGUGCCCUUGAGAAAAAGCGCGAGCAGUCGGCCAUACAAAUUCAGGCCUACGUCCGAGGUUGGCUCGCCAGAAAGAGUUUCAUCAAGCUAAUUGUAGAUGAAUUUGAUCAAAUAUUACCAGAAGCUUCGGGCCAUGGCUCUCAAGAAGAACCCCCACCACCUCUGGAAUCGCCAUUAAUCCCAGCUCUUGACGUGUACCGAGUAACAUGUAGACUCUUCCUCAUAUUCAACCAGCAAAGAGACAGAAAAAGAUUUGAGAAACUCUGCAAAUAUAUUGUACAGAGUCUCCACUCUGAUUCUGUUAAACUUUCUUAUGUUGGUGUGUUUCUAAAUAAGGAAUACAGUCUGAGAUGGAUAGCACACAUAAAAGAUCUUCUAUACAAAUGUUGCCUCUAUCUAUCAGAAUUGAAGCCCGAAUCCCCAACAGACAUGCAGAGCAUAUUAAUCCACCUCCACACGUUAGUUGCGUACACAUCCACAAACACGUGGGCCCUGACUCGGCUGAAAAACUUCGAGAAAUUGCGAGGCGGCAUGAUGCAGCUUUGCGCUAAUGUCAUGGGCUCAUUGUUCCAUAGAGGAUACUAUCUGACGCUCAAAUCCCUGUUCCUCCGCGGGCUGUGCCGCGAGAAGGUGUUCCUGAAGAACGUGUCGCUGACGGCGGUGGUGACGCUGUCGCUGCGGCCGCUCAUCUCUGCGCAGUUCUCGGAGAAGCUGCUCACCAUGUACAUCAUACAGAUACUGUCGGUGCCGACACUCGUGUAUCACAUGCAGCAGAUUUCGCCUGAGUCGAUAACAGCAUUCCGCUCGUACUCGAUGUUCGACAAGUGCAUAGAGUUCCUGAGCACCGAUCAGAACAUGCGCAUAGUGUUCAACACGCUCGAGGGGAACUACGCGCUGUGCCUGCUCGGGAACCUCAUACAGAUGGCGCAUCUCGAGCGGGACCACGCCAUGAGCGACACUUUCUAUCCUACGUUUGUGUUGGUAGUCACCCGUUUCCUCGACUCGUGCCAGCAAUACGUGGUGUGCAAGAAAGGCAACCUGAGCAACUGGCACCCGGUCCUCGGCUGGUUCUCUCAGAGCUUCGACUCCUAUCUCCCUCCUGCUAUGGGGAAUCUACGCACCCAACUGUCCUUGUUAUGGGGAAGCCCUUUGCUAAAGAAAUUGUUGGCGAAUCCGUUGAAAGAGAUGAUAGAUGCGGGCGUGACGGUGGAGGAGGGGGCGGGACCCUCCCAACCCUCCACGCCGGUGCAGAGUAACAACCCUGCAGCCAUCAUUAGAAGAGCUAUAGAGGCUAGGACCAAUAGGUCAAACACCAACAAAAACUAUAGAAAGUUGGGAUCUCCGGAUUGCACAAAGGCGGCUCUGAUAUGUUCCAUGUACCACACCGCCCUGCAGACUAUGACUCAAGUCAAACUUGAUAUACUCACCGGACUCAGUAACCAAGAGAACAUAUUAUACUCGCUGUGGCAAUUUCUUUGCACUUUGGGACCAAAUUGCGGAUUAAAAUCCUUCCUCGAUCUCUUAGCUGUUAAUACGAAGACUUCUGCGCCGGAGUUUCAAAUGCUCAUACUGUUCGCUGAUUGCAUGACGCAUUAUGUCACCAUAUUGGACGACAUGGAAAUGUAUGAGAAACAAGAACCAUUCAGAUUACAAGAUUUUAUAAAUAUGUCACAGUUUCUUAAUAUGUUUGUGUAUAAGUCCAUUAUGGGACAGUUGUUUGACCUUAAAACAAUCCAAAGCAACGAGCUGUUCAGCUCUCUACACACACUCCUGUUGGUGUUGUACCGGCGCGACUGUCGCCGCUCCUACACUCCGCAGAACCACUGGCUCGUCAAGGAGAUACGCGAGGGACAGUUCAUGGCCGACUUGGAGAAGGGCAAGAAACCCCAACAGGUGCUAGUUCAGAAGACGCCACAUAUGAUCGCUCACGGUGAACGAGUCCGGUUAUUCAGACGAGCUGUAUCUGAUGAGAAGGUGGUGCUGGGGCUGACGGAGCGCGUGUGCGUGGGGCGCUCGACGCUGGUGACGGUGCGGCGCGCGCGCCUGGUGGAGGACGGCUACCGCCAGCUCGCCGCGCUGCCGCCGCGCGCGCUCAAGGGCUGCGUGCGCGUGCGCUUCGUCAACGAGCAGGGGCUCGACGAGGCCGGCAUCGACCAGGACGGCGUCUUCAAGGAAUUUCUUGAAGAAACAAUAAAGCGCGUUUUCGAUCCGUCGCUAAACUUGUUCCGAGUGACGAGCGAAGAGCGUCUGUAUCCGUCGCCCACGUCCUGCCUCCAAGAAAAUCACCUGCAGCUGUUCGAGUUCAUCGGCAGGAUGCUGGGAAAAGCUGUAUACGAAGGUAUCGUGGUGGACGUGCCGUUCGCGUCGUUCUUCCUGAGCCAGGUGCUGGGCCAGACGCAGCAGGCGCUGUACAGCUGGAUCGACGAGCUGCCGUCGCUGGACCGCGAUCUCUAUAGGAGUCUUACGUACAUUAAGCAUUUUCAGGGUGAUAUAUCCACUUUAGAGCUAACAUUCUCCGUAGACGAGGAGAGGCUAGGAGAAAUUGUAACUCACGAACUGGUGCCAGGUGGCAAGGCUAUACCGGUCACCAAUGAAAAUAGGAUUAAUUACAUACAUUUGAUGGCCCACUUCCGGAUGCACAUGCAGAUCAAAGACCAAACAAACGCAUUUAUUAAAGGGUUUAGGACUAUUAUAAAUCCUGAGUGGCUGUCGUUGUUCUCCACACCUGAGUUGCAGCGUCUGAUCAGCGGCGACAACGUGCCGCUGGACCUGCGCGACCUGCGGCGCCACACGCAGUACUACGGCGGCUUCCACGACUCGCACCGCGUCGUGUGCUGGCUCUGGGACGUGCUGCAGCGGGACUUCUCCGAGCACGAGCGCGCCAUGUUCCUCAAGUUCGUGACGUCGUGCUCAAAACCACCAGUGCUAGGGUUCGCUCAUUUGAAGCCCCCAUUUUCGAUACGUUGCGUCGAGGUUGGCGACGACGAGGAUACCGGGGAUACCAUAGGUAGCGUGAUUCGCGGUUUCUUCACAAUCAGGAAGAAGGAUCCUCUGAACCGCCUGCCGACGUCGUCGACGUGUUUCAACUUGCUCAAGUUGCCGAAUUACCAAAAACGAAGCACGUUACGCGACAAGUUACGUUAUGCUGUUAACAGUAACACUGGUUUCGAACUGUCUUAAACAUCACAAAUACUUUCUUAUGGCUCCUCCACGUUGGGUAAUACGGACUGAGUAUGUAUGUCAAGACUUGGCUAACGUGUGGGUGUGGCAGUCAUCAAUCCGCCAAUACCUUUUGAUCUGUUGAUAGAUCAUCAAACGGAUCUCACGUCCACGUGGGCUACACUCACACUCAAAUACAAGCCCAGUGACAACAAAUCCCUCCUCUACAUGUUGGCACAUACAUAUAUUGGCCAAUGUUAAAGGAGCUACUGCACAUUAUUUUGUAGCACGUUUUUAAAAUCGACUUGUAAAUUUCAUGGAGAUUAAGAAAUUUAUUUGCGAAUUUAGUUUCGUCUUUUUUGUAUUUUUUCAAAAUUUCAGUAAUUUUAGUACUUUAUGGAAUGCAGGUGAAAUUUAAGAACAAUAAAAUUGAUCCCUACAUGCCAUACAUUUUAGAUGGGAUUCCAAAUGAUAAUAUCCGCUGAUAGGGAAUGUUAGUGAAGUACACUACUUCUGUAUAGCGGGACGAUGGACUGAACAGUUACUAAUAUCGAUUUAGAAUACAUUGGGAUAAUAAUUAAUAUUUCCAUUAGUCAUUACCAUAUUUCGAUAAUGUUAACAUCACUUGAUAUGGAUAUGAUAGACACACGUAAUGAAUAAAAAUAAUUUUCACAUCGAUAUCGUAAUCGAUAAAAAUCGAAAUGAUUCAAUACUCAAGUUGUUCAUUAGUGUUCCAUUUUCAAAAUAGUGUUUGACGAAAACUGAUUGUAAAUUUAUCAGAACUCGUGUAGGUUUUAUUGAAAUAGUAUCGAUUUUAUAAACUGAUAGGUUUAU
This is a messenger RNA of Manduca sexta (tobacco hornworm), 4299 nucleotides long. RefSeq names its product ubiquitin-protein ligase E3B. NCBI's taxonomy places the organism in Eukaryota, Metazoa, Arthropoda, Insecta, Lepidoptera, Sphingidae. The transcript has 19 exons. Gene Ontology annotation, molecular function: protein binding; ubiquitin protein ligase activity. The record is from RefSeq and is a predicted model, not a curated record. Gene Ontology annotation, biological process: protein polyubiquitination; ubiquitin-dependent protein catabolic process. Bases 232 to 3486 code for a protein of 1084 amino acids.